This is a messenger RNA of Carassius carassius (crucian carp), 1141 nucleotides long. RefSeq names its product zinc finger protein 239-like. Gene Ontology annotation, biological process: regulation of transcription by RNA polymerase II. The coding region runs from base 1 to 1134 and encodes 377 amino acids. The transcript has 4 exons. Lineage: Eukaryota; Metazoa; Chordata; Actinopteri; Cypriniformes; Cyprinidae. The record is from RefSeq and is a predicted model, not a curated record. Gene Ontology annotation, molecular function: RNA polymerase II cis-regulatory region sequence-specific DNA binding; DNA-binding transcription factor activity.
AUGGAUAGAGGUGGGCAGAACCCGGCUGACCAGAGAGGAGGGAUCGUCGAUGGACCAACGGUUUAUGUUUAUACUGUGGAGCGAGAUAACUGCCAGGCUUUAGUUGACUCAGGAGCAGAGGGCAGUUUCAUUGACAUGUCACUGGUGGCUCAGUUACUCAUUCCAGUGGUCUUGCUACCUCGUCCUAUCUCCGUCCAAGCGCUCAGCGGGCAGGAGGAAUUCGUGGACCUGUCCAAUGUGCCCAAGGAGUACCUAAACCUGAAGGAAGUGUUCAGUAACUCUCGAGCUGCCUCUCUUCCUCCACAUCAUCCCUAUGACUGUGCCAUAGACUUAUUGCCAGAGUUGAUUGAAGAAAACGAAGAGAAUGAAGAAUUGAGUGAAUCAGAGGGGAAAAAUCAGGCUAUAAUCAUAGGAAAACCUUUGAGUUGGUCUCAGACCAAACAGAAAGAUUUAAUUAAAAGAACAGCAAAGAAAUCUUUCCCCUGCACUGAGUGUGAAAGGAGUUUGAAAAGAAAGCAUAGUCUUGAGCGUCACAUGAGAGUUCAUACCGGAGAGAAACCAUUCAUUUGUGAUCAGUGCGGGAAGAGUUACAAACAGUCAUCAAAUCUUAAGGAACACAUGAACAUCCACACUGGAGAGAAACCAUACAAGUGUUCACACUGUGACAAGAGAUUCAUUCGGUCAGGAGACCUAAGAACACAUGAGAGGAUUCACACUGGAGAGAAACUGUACACAUGUGAUCAAUGCAGCAAAACAUUUUUGAUUGCUUCAUACCUGAGAAAACACCGGAAAGUUCAUACAAAGGAGAAGCCACAUUCAUGUUGUUUGUGUGGAAAGAGUUUUUCACGUUUACAAAGUUUGAGAGUACAUCAGAAAACACACACUGGUGUGAGCGAGUAUAUGUGCUUUGAGUGUGAAAAGACUUUUACUACAGUGAGCAAUUUGAAAAACCACACUGGAGAGAAACCUUACAAGUGUUCACACUGUGACAAGAGAUUCAGUGAGUCAUCAAGCCUGAAAACACAUGAGAGAAUCCACACUGGAGAGAAACCGUAUCACUGCGCUGCAUGUGGGAAGUGUUUCAAUAAUUCAUCUGCUCUACACAGACAUACAAAAACCAUUCACAGUAGGUAGAUCAUCU